AUGUUCGGCAAAAUUUCCUUGGAGGAAGCCUAUGAGAUUCCGGAGUUGGCAGACCAGAGUCGUGAUCAGGCGGCUUUGUACAUCGCUCCAUCUGAUCUCGAACGGUACAUGCGCCAGAUCAAGUCCAUCUCCGGGGAGCGUCUGAAGAUUUCCGACGCCCAUGGAAUCGGCUACACAAUCUGCUCCUUGACCGUUCCCGGUAUUCAAGGUAUUACAGACCCAAAGACUGCCGAAAAACAUGCCACAGCCGUCAACGAUUAUAUCCACAAGGAAACCAAGGAUCACCGCGACCGUCUCGGAGCCUUCGCAGCCUUGUCCAUGCAUGAUCCGGUUCAGGCAGGCAAGGAGCUUACGCGCUGCGUGAAAGAUCUUGGUUUUCACGGAGCCUUGCUCAAUGAUGUCCAGCAUGCCGGACCUGAUGGUGAAACCUAUCUUUUUUAUGAUCAACCGGCUUAUGACGCAUUUUGGAAGGUGGUUUGUGAAUUGGAUGUUCCCAUCUACAUUCACCCUGCUGCGCCCAUGGGGAAGUACUACCAGCAGCAAUAUGCCCAGCGGAAGUACCUCGUUGGACCUCCGUUGAGCUUUGCCAAUGGUGUCUCACUUCACCUGUUGGGCCUGAUCACUAAUGGUGUCUUUGAUCGCUUCCCAAAUCUGAACGUCAUCGUUGGCCAUCUUGGCGAACAUAUUCCAUUCGACUUCUGGCGUAUCAAUCAUUGGUUAGAGGAUGUUGAGCGACCUCUCGCUAAGAAGGCUGGCGAUGUGAUGAGUAAGAAGGAUAUUUAUUAUUACUUCAAGAACAAUAUCUAUCUUACUACCAGUGGCCACUUCUCGACACCCACUCUCAAGUAUGUUGCGGAAUACUUAGGACCAGACCGGAUCCUUUUCAGUGUGGAUUACCCCUACGAAACCAUCGAAAACGGCUGCGGAUGGUGGGAUAAAGAUUCUGAAAACAUCAAGAAAGCCUUGGGCGGCACAGAAAAUUAUGCAAAAGUUGGACGCGAAAAUGCUAAGAAGCUUUUCAAGUUGGGCAAGUACCAUGAUUCGGAGGCACCAGUCUCGUGA
Messenger RNA from Penicillium odoratum, 1062 nucleotides. RefSeq names its product amidohydrolase family protein. Gene Ontology annotation, molecular function: hydrolase activity; carboxy-lyase activity. NCBI's taxonomy places the organism in Eukaryota, Fungi, Ascomycota, Eurotiomycetes, Eurotiales, Aspergillaceae. The coding region runs from base 1 to 1062 and encodes 353 amino acids. Gene Ontology annotation, biological process: secondary metabolic process. The transcript has a single exon. Gene Ontology annotation, cellular component: cytosol; cytoplasm. The record is from RefSeq and is a predicted model, not a curated record.